AUGCCUAAGAGAGCCAGGUCUCAACUUUCUAAACAUAGUUCUCAAGCACGAGCAGCAAAAAUACGUCGUAUAGGAGAAUCUUCACCUGAACGUUCACAACGCCUUGCUGAACAAAAUCAGAGAAACUCUCAGGUACGCGUACGAGAGUCGAGUGUCGAACGUUCGCAACGACUUGCGCAACAAAAUCAGAGAACCUCUGAGUUACGUGCUCGAGAGUCGAGGCUGGAGCGUUCCCAACGUCUUGCCGAACAAAGCUUGAGAACCUCUCAGCUACGCGCUCAAGAGUCGAGGCUGGAGCGUUCCCAACGUCUUCAUGAACAAAAUGUAAGGACCUCUUACUUACGCGAACGAGAGUCAAGUGUCGCGCAUUCGCAACAUCUUGCCGAACAAAGCUUGAGAACCUCUGAGCUACGCGCUCAAGAGUCGAGGCUGGAGCGUUCCCAACGUCUUCAUGAACAAAAUAUAAGGACCUCUCAGUUGCGCGAAAGAGAGUCGAGUGUCGAGCGUUUGCAGCGACUUAGAGCUCAAGCAGAGAAACAGCAGUUGUCCACAAAUAGAGUGCGCAAUCGAAUUUUAGCUAACAGGAACAGACUGGCUUUCAGAUACGAUCCGCAGCUUGAUUAUGCACAAUAA
This is a messenger RNA of Anastrepha obliqua, 633 nucleotides long. RefSeq names its product scaffold attachment factor B2-like. The record is from RefSeq and is a predicted model, not a curated record. The transcript has a single exon. The coding region runs from base 1 to 633 and encodes 210 amino acids. NCBI's taxonomy places the organism in Eukaryota, Metazoa, Arthropoda, Insecta, Diptera, Tephritidae.